AUGGAUGAUCGUCUACUUGUUCCUGAUGCCGCCGUCAUUUCGACAAUCUUCCCUGAAUCGCAACCAACUUCAAUCGAUAUACUGGCCAACUCCUUCACCAACUGCACAUUCAAGGCAGAAUUUGAAAACAGCCCCGCUGUCAUCGUCCGGAUUGACGCGUCAAGUGGGUCACUCGCCAUCGUUUCUGCUAUUCAAGAGGCAGCCGCCGUCCAAAUUCGAACAUAUGUUCCCAAACAACUCGCUUUUGGGGAGGCAGUAACGGGAGACAAAAAGAAUGUGGAUUACACGGUUACUGAGUUUGUGACUGACACUGUGACGCUGGAAUCUGUUUGGCCAUCCCUUGAUCUCGCGCAAAAGUCGUUCUUGGUCGAUGAUCUUGUCAAUGCUAUGGAUGCAAUUCAAGACGUCAGAGAGCCGCGUAAACUCGCUCGAUGGCUUAUUCCCGAUACAAGUCCGGUAAAUGUUGUUCAAGCUUUUGAAUUCGGCAGUGCAAGAAUUGGUUUCGCUAAGGAUAUUCGCGAGUUCCUCACAUUAUUUAUCGCUAAGCAUCAAGACCCAACCUGUGCUACUUCCAGCAUAGAGGUGUCCUUAGACGGAGACGGUGUUAUCAUCAAAUCCGCGUUACCAGCAUUAGGUGAAAUCCACCUUUCAGAGCAGGAUCUAAAAACCCUCAACGGAAACGUGGUUUUCUCACACAACGACCUGGAACCACGAAACCUGCUUGUAAGAAGAUGGCAAGCCCAAGAUGGCCUGCUGUACGAUCUCGCUGCUAUCAUCGAUUGGGAGAUGGCGGGCUUCUUCCCUUCAGCAUUCGAAACAGCUGUCAAAGACAUCUCACUAGGUAACUGCAACCAGCAUUUGGACUUUUAUCUCAUGUUCAAAAAGAAGACACGCCAUAUGAUUUCAGGCGGAGAAGCUUCCGAGAAGCUGGUCAAAGCCGUGCAUCUCAUCGCUGACUCCAGCGCCAGGCAGAACACCGGUAUCAGCGCGGAGAUUCGUCGCCGGUGGAUUGUGAGGGAAAAUUUGGAGCUAAGUGACGACGCGCUAGAAGGUUGGAUACCCAAGACUGUUGGGGAUAGUAUGGAGCGACCUUCGCGUCCUUUUUCAAAGGAAGAUAACGAUGAGCUUACACAACGGGUACUGAAGGAUCUUGAGAAGCAAUGA
Messenger RNA from Alternaria triticimaculans, 1164 nucleotides. RefSeq lists its product as uncharacterized. Lineage: Eukaryota; Fungi; Ascomycota; Dothideomycetes; Pleosporales; Pleosporaceae. The record is from RefSeq and is a predicted model, not a curated record. The transcript has a single exon. Bases 1 to 1164 code for a protein of 387 amino acids.